GCAGAAACCCCGAGGCGGAUAUUUCUCGAAUUUCUGCGACCAAUUCACAACUCCCCUCCCAAUUCUUCUUUAAUCACCCACACACCCGCCAAAUCGACUCAAUAUGGCUGACGCUGCACGAGGCGGAGCUGCUGCUCGCGGAGGUGGAUUCGGAUCGCGAGGCGACCGUGGAGGAGAUCGUGGUGACCGAGGACGUGGACGUGGAAGACGUGGACCUCGUCGCGGAGCCAACAAGAAUGAGGAGAAGGAGUGGCAGCCAGUUACCAAGCUCGGUCGUCUCGUGAAGGAUGGAAAGAUCAAGUCGAUGGAGGAGAUCUACCUACACUCUCUGCCCAUCAAGGAGUACCAGAUUGUCGAUUUCUUCUUGCCAAAAUUGAAGGAUGAGGUUAUGAAGGUAUGGCAGAUUCUCUAGCAGCGCAGAAGCAGAAUGAUUAGAUGGGAUAUGUAUAUGCGGAAUCAAGAAUCAAGCGCUGACAAUUUUGCCCUCCCACAGAUCAAGCCAGUUCAAAAGCAAACUCGUGCCGGUCAACGUACUCGAUUCAAGGCCAUCGUCGUUAUUGGUGACUCUGAGGGACACGUCGGACUUGGUAUCAAGACCUCCAAGGAAGUCGCAACUGCCAUUCGUGCUGCUAUCAUUAUCGCAAAGUUGAGCGUUCUGCCAAUUCGAAGAGGUUACUGGGGUACCAACUUGGGUCUUCCUCACUCUUUGCCAACCAAGGAGUCUGGAAAGUGCGGAUCCGUCUCAGUCAGAGUAAGUAGCUGCAAUUCAGACAGAAGAAAAUCUACUAAUUUCCAUCCUCAGCUUAUCCCAGCUCCCCGUGGUACUGGUCUCGUCGCAUCCCCUGCCGUCAAGCGUCUUCUCCAACUUGCCGGUGUCGAUGACAUCUACACAUCCUCUUCCGGUUCUACCAAGACCCUCGAGAACACACUCAAGGCCACUUUCGUCGCUGUCGGUAACACAUACGGAUACCUUACUCCCAACUUAUGGAAGGAGACUAAGCUCAUCCGAAGUCCUUUGGAGGAGUUUGGUGAUGUUCUCCGGGCUGGUAAGAAGUACUAGAUGUGGGUUCUGUUAGGGGCGCGCGUUAAGGUUGUUUUU
Hymenoscyphus albidus is the source of this 1099-nucleotide messenger RNA. NCBI's taxonomy places the organism in Eukaryota, Fungi, Ascomycota, Leotiomycetes, Helotiales, Helotiaceae. The record is from the annotation of a GenBank genome assembly.